UGACAACCAGCAGCUGCUAGGCUCUCCGCAUCUACCGCAGCAGGGGUGGGGCUGUGGGGGUGGGGGAGGGAGGGGAGGAGCCAGGGGAGGUGUCUGCUGCAAGUUCCUGGCUGCUUCUGAGCUCACCCCAUCCUCCAAGAGGGAGGAGGCCCGAAUGAUGCUGCUGCUGUUGCUGCCUCUGCUGCUGGUAAUCUAGUGUUGCUGGAAGGGUGGUUCCUGUUCACAUCGUUGCCAACCAGAGAGGGAGGGAAAAGAAAAAAAAAAAACCCAGCAGCCGCUGCUGAUGUUGGCUUCGGAGGCAGCAUCCGACUUGGUCGCAAGGAAAAUGGAUUCAGUUUGUAUCCCUCCCUCCUUCCCACAGCUUCUCCGGGUGUCAGCAUGGGCUUCCAGAGCAGCAGUUGAAGACGCCUUACCAAGGAGCAGCACCACGCUGUAGAUGCUGAGACCUCGCACCUCAGGAUAAGAAACAGUACCAUGGCAGUACCCGUUUGAACGGAUUAAAAACAACAGACUCCAUUUAGAAAGGGGAAAAAAAUGUCCAAGAAAGGGCGAAAUAAGGGCGAGAAGCCCGAGGCACUCAUUGUCGCCCUUCAAGCUGCCAAUGAAGACCUCAGGACCAAGCUCACAGACAUCCAGAUAGAGCUGCAUCAGGAGAAGUCCAAGGUGUCCAAGCUUGAAAGAGAGAAGACUCAAGAAGCGAAGAGGAUCCGCGAGCUGGAGCAGCGCAAGCACACCGUCCUGGUGACGGAACUCAAAGCCAAGCUCCACGAGGAGAAGAUGAAGGAGCUGCAGGCCGUGAGGGAGAAUCUCAUCAAGCAGCAUGAGCAAGAAAUGUCACGGACAGUGAAGGUGCGGGAUGGAGAGAUCCAGAGGCUCAAGUCUGCCCUGUGCGCUCUCCGGGAUGGCAGCAGUGACAAAGUACGGACAGCGCUCACCAUCGAAGCCCGGGAAGAGGCCCGGAAACUGUUUGAUGCAGAGCGCCUUAAGCUCUUACAGGAAAUUACAGACCUAAAAACAGCCAAGAAGCAGGUGGACGAGGCUCUGAGUAAUAUGAUCCAAGCGGAUAAAAUCAAGGCCGGGGAUCUCAGAAGUGAACAUCAGUCUCACCAAGAAGCCAUCUCAAAGAUCAAGUGGGAGUCGGAGCGGGAUAUUCGGAGGCUGAUGGAUGAAAUCAAAGCCAAGGACAGGAUCAUCUUUUCCCUGGAAAAGGAACUGGAAACCCAGACAGGCUAUGUACAGAAACUCCAACUGCAGAAGGAGGCCUUGGAUGAGCAGCUCUUCCUAGUCAAAGAGGCCGAGUGCAACAUGAGCAGUCCCAAACGAGAAAUUCCAGGAAGGGCCGGAGAUGGCUCUGAGCACUGCAGCAGCCCGGACUUGAGAAGAAAUCAAAAGAGAAUAGCUGAACUGAAUGCCACUAUAAGAAAAUUAGAAGACAGGAAUACCUUGCUUGGAGAUGAACGAAAUGAAUUGUUAAAACGAGUACGGGAAACUGAAAAGCAAUGCAAACCUCUCCUGGAAAGGAACAAGUGCCUCGCCAAGAGAAAUGAUGAACUGAUGGUGUCUUUGCAACGUAUGGAGGAAAAACUAAAAGCCGUUACCAAGGAAAACUCAGAAAUGAGAGAGAAAAUUACAUCCCAUCCGCCCUUGAAGAAGUUAAAAUCUCUAAAUGACCUUGACCAAGCUAAUGAAGAACAGGAGACAGAGUUUCUAAAACUUCAGGUCAUUGAGCAACAGAACAUUAUUGAUGAGCUCACAAGGGACCGGGAAAAACUCAUCCGUAGGAGAAAGCAUCGAAGAAGCUCCAAGCCCAUUAAGAGGCCAGUUUUGGACCCAUUCAUUGGAUAUGAUGAGGAUUCCAUGGAUUCGGAGACUUCAUCCAUGGCCUCAUUUAGAACAGACAGAACACCAGCUACUCCUGAUGAUGACUUAGAUGAAAGUUUAGCGGCUGAAGAAUCUGAGCUACGAUUUCGACAGCUAACAAAAGAGUAUCAGGCCCUCCAGCGAGCAUAUGCCCUCCUGCAGGAGCAGACUGGAGGCAUCAUUGAUGCCGAACGCGAAGCCAAGGCUCAAGAACAACUCCAAGCAGAGGUGCUAAGGUAUAAAGCCAAAAUUGAAGAUCUGGAGGCAACACUGGCUCAGAAAGGGCAGAUAGAAAAACAGGAAGCAGAAAACCAUCGACUACAGCAGGAACUACAGGAUGCCAGAGAUCAGAAUGAGCUGCUGGAAUUCCGAAACCUGGAGCUGGAAGAGAGAGAGAGGCGAUCUCCUCCAUUUAAUCUACAAAUCCACCCAUUCUCAGAUGGUGUGAGUGCUCUACAGAUCUACUGUAUGAAAGAAGGGGUCAAGGAUGUGAACAUCCCAGAUCUCAUAAAGCAGCUUGACAUCUUGGGUGAUAAUGGGAAUUUGAGAAAUGAAGAACAAGUGGCAAUCAUUCAGGCCAGCACGGUGUUAUCCCUUGCAGAGAAGUGGAUCCAGCAGAUCGAAGGCGCCGAGGCUGCCUUGCACCAGAAAAUGAUAGAACUGGAAAGUGACAUGGAACAAUUCUGCAAAAUAAAAGGCUAUUUGGAGGAAGAACUAGACUAUAGAAAACAAGCUCUUGAUCAAGCAUAUAUGAGAAUCCAGGAACUAGAAGCUACUUUGUACAAUGCUCUGCAGCAAGAAACUGUUAUCAAGUUUGGUGAAUUGUUAAGUGAAAAACAGCAAGAGGAGCUGAGGACGGCAGUAGAGAAGUUACGGCGGCAAAUGCUGAGGAAGAGCAGAGAGUAUGACUGUCAGAUUCUCCAGGAGAGAAUGGAGCUCUUGCAGCAAGCCCAUCAGAGAAUCCGGGACCUAGAAGAUAAAACAGAUAUCCAGAAAAGGCAGAUAAAAGAUUUAGAAGAAAAGUUUCUGUUUCUAUUCUUGUUCUUCUCUCUUGCCUUUAUUCUAUGGCCUUGAUGUCAAGGUGCCUCUUACAGAAAAUUCAAAAAUCUGGAUCAUACCCCAGAAAGGCAAAUGCUUCUAAACCUUUGAAGAUGGCAAAAUUGUUUACACCAGUGCAAAGGAGAUCAAAAGCUGAGAACCUCCCUGUAGUCAAGACUGCAAUUGUGUACUUUAAAGCCAUUAUUCAAGGUUUCUUACUUGACAGUUCCUACAGGACCCCAUUGAAAAUCUACACUAUAUGCUGCAUUUACUGAAAUGUGUGUAUGUCAAACCAGAAGGAAAGAACUAUAAGCAAAUAUAAUGUGUAAAGAAAAAAAAAUUCAGCAACGGAACAGAAUCAGCCGAUCAAGCAAAGAUGUGUCUUGGGACAUGGAACCAAAGUUACAAUGAAACAUUCAACUCCUGCUGUGCAGGGGGAUCAUUUUAAUGUAACACCACACCCCCAUGGAAACACUAUUCCUGAAAAUAAACACCAUUUUAAAAAAAAUCAAAGCAAACAACAACAAAAAGGGUGGGUGGGGAAUGAAGCACGAGGAAUACCUAUGAGGAGCUAUUUACAAUAAAAUGUUUCAUUUGAAAAGUCUGGUUUCUUACUACAGGAAUUUUGCUUUUCUGUCUUUCUGCUUGUUUUAAACUCAGGAACAGAGGCAUCUGUAACGUGAAUGGAAGGAACUACUCUCCAUUUUUUUCCCCACUGCGAAGGUGGAGUUGGCCAAACGCUUUCCACAGAGAAGUGGAUCCCAGUGACCCUCACUUCACUGGCCACCAAGUCAAAGGAAUGGGUGAAUGUGACAUGAGAUAUAAAUGCAGAUUUGAUGUUUCUUUGUGCUUCUCUCACAUCUGCAUUCCUCCACUAGCAAUGGCUUGAUCUCACUCACAAUGAAACUUAAGAAGAUGAUAUCCUAAAUCACAAGAUCCCUUAGUUCUGUUGAUAAUGCCAACAUGGAUAGGGAACACGGGCCAGAAAGCACCUCUGAAUUCUUCAAUUUCUUUAAUACUGGUUUUCCAUUUAAAAUCGUCUGCAAAUGAACCUAUUGUAUGAUUUGGGCUAACAUCAUACAAGUGAUAAGUAAACUCCUACCAACAUUGGGUUUGCUACAGAGAUAUGAACAUGAAAAGGAAAUGGAUAUACUUGGGGCAAUCUUACCUCUUGUCAUUUAGAGUGAGAAGACAGCUGGCAGCAACAAGAUAGCUGUACUUUUUGUAAAGAAAAAAAUUAAAAAAUUAAAUAGAGAGGUAACAUUAUAUUGCUGAUAAGGUAAAUUUUCUACCAGAGACAACUAGAAAAAUGGUACUUUUCCUAAGUUAUGUAUUACUGAGUCUUAGAUUCCGCUCUGAGAGCAAAUAUAUGUUCUUAAAAAGCUAAUUUUACACUUCAUUUACUGUAGAUAACAAGACAACCUCAAUUUUUUUCCAAGAUUUGAUUUAUGGAGCUACAAUUUCAUGCAAUAGACAAAUGUGUGUUCGGAACCAAAAUGUCUUUCUGUGGAAUGCUACAUGAAUCUUUCGAUCUGUGAGUUCACUAGCAUCUUUCGAUUUCAACACUGGCAUUUUCAAAGCCAGAGUAAAAACUGAAGAAUCUACAAAAACAAAACAAAAAACUAGCAUUCUGGAGUCUCACUUUUUGUCUUUGUGUUGAAUAGUGACCCAAGUAUCUUUGGCCCAGUCACUUAACCUCUCUGUGCCUCAAUUUCCUCAUCUGCAAAAUGGGGUUAUAUGCUUUUUUUCAUAAAGUUUUAUUGCAAUCUCAGAACAAGAGGUGCUGAAAGUAGCACAAAGUGCUUUGUAAUUAUUGUAACUGCUGUAUUAUCUGACUUUCCUUUGUUGUGCAGAAAAAGAUCCCCCUGUGUAAUAAGAUGUUGCUUCCAUUUGGCAUUGAAGCACUGAGGUUUUCCCAUCAAGCUGCUUAGGGUAGUAUUAGCAAUAAAGAUGGAGAGAUCCAAAACCAGGAUGUCUAGUAAUGUAUAACAAUUACAUUAUCUCAUGCGACUGGACAGAAGAAUGUUUCACUUAAAGGGUAAGCAUCUCCUCCCUCUCCUGUUCCGCCUUCAUACCACCAGCCAAACCUCUACUUUCAUCACAAGAAAGCAACCAUGAAACAAAGGCUUGUACAGAGCGGAUAUUAUCAUGUCAUGAGCCAGAUGAUCUCGUUCAUU
Dipodomys ordii (Ord's kangaroo rat) is the source of this 5075-nucleotide messenger RNA. It is a transcript of the gene Jakmip2, whose product is annotated as janus kinase and microtubule interacting protein 2. NCBI's taxonomy places the organism in Eukaryota, Metazoa, Chordata, Mammalia, Rodentia, Heteromyidae. The record is from RefSeq and is a predicted model, not a curated record. The coding region runs from base 535 to 2934 and encodes 799 amino acids. The transcript is spliced from 21 exons. Gene Ontology annotation, molecular function: kinase binding; microtubule binding.